AUGCAAAGUCAUAUAAAUUUAUAGAAAUAUGAAUCUUAUCAAAUGCAAAAACCAAACAUUACAGUUUUCGAGUAAUCAACUUUAAUGAAUAUUUUAACUGAUGAAUAAAUUGAUGAAUCUGAUUCAGAACCAGAAAAGUUCAUUUAAGAAACCCAAAAUCAAAAUCUCUUACUUUCUAAAUAGUACAUUUACUUUCACAAAUAGAAAAAGCCAACAUAAUAAUACCAUAUUUGAAGAUGAAAAUAAAGAAGGUAUCUUAGAAGAAAAUGGAAAGGAAAUAAAUCAUUCGAAACCAUUCUUAAUGUCAAUCAACAUUUCUAAUUUAAGUCUAUAACGAUUUCCUACUUUAGAAUCAGAAAAAGUAUUUAAGUAAUUUAAUUGAGUGUAGAAUCUAAGGGCUGAAAUCAACCAUAUAGAAAUAAAUAAUGAUGUUUUAUAUUAUUAGAUAGAAACCAAAUCUUCUUAAUUAGGGUACACUGUCAAAGUAAAGAGAAGAUAUAAUGACUUCAAGUUUUUGUUGAAGGAACUAACAAUUCGAUUUCCUUGGCUCAUAUUACCACAACUACCUAUUGGAAUUAGAGUGGGAAAACUUAGUAACCAAGAUGUAGAAGAGAGAAAAAGAUUGUUGUAGAAUGUUAUAAAUAUUAUAACUAUGCAUUAAGAAUUGAUACUUUCAAGUUCUGUCAGAAAUGUAAUAUUAAAUUUUAUCUAACAUUAGUUUUUCGAAGAAGGAGAUUAAUAGGAAUUUGAGAAUAAAAGAAUGUAAGGUUAAUUCAAUAUGAAAGGAGGUUUGGCAUAAAAUCUAUAAAUAGUAAUAGAUAAAAGUAUUUAAUCAUUUGGAUAAUUAAAGAAUUGGUGGAAUGGUACUAAUUCAAACAAAAGAUGUGAGGAAUUGGAAUUAAUAUAGUUAGACAUGCUAAAAUUAUAUGAUUAAUAAGCUAAAUGUUAGAAAUUACUUUUAGGUCUAUAGGCUUAACAAAAAAAAUAACAAAAAAUUAAGGAUAUAAUUGCACAAUAAGAAAGUUAAAAAACCUAUUUAUUAAUUGAAAGAAAACUUCAUGAUUGUAUUUUCGAUUAUGCUAAAAAUUUGGAUUUCUAAACUAAUACUUUAGAAGAUAAAUUUGUAAUUAAUCUUAUUUAUAAUUAGGAUUAAUAUUAUCAAUAGUAAAUUUGGUUAUUAAUGAAUAUAAUUGAAUUUAUUGAUUAUGCUGAUAUUUAUUUUAAGCAUUUAAUUUAAUUCAUAGAAGAACUUAAUGAAUAAUUACACUAAGUUGUUCCAAAUUAAUAAACGUAUUUCAAUAUAUAAUUAUUAGUCAUUAAACAAUUAAGGAUAUGAUCAAUAAAUAUUUGAGUAAAGCUAAAGAUUAAUUUUGUAAUAAAAAAGAUGGUAUUAUAUCAAAAUAUAUGGGGAUUUAAUAAAAAGAAUUUACUUAUUAUUAUAUUAGUUAGUAAUAAGAGAUUUGGGAUUAUGCUUAAGAAAAUAAAAACAAAUUUAAUUGA
This is a messenger RNA of Paramecium pentaurelia, 1500 nucleotides long. The record is from the annotation of a GenBank genome assembly. Lineage: Eukaryota; Ciliophora; Oligohymenophorea; Peniculida; Parameciidae.